Pecten maximus is the source of this 1307-nucleotide messenger RNA. RefSeq names its product glycoprotein-N-acetylgalactosamine 3-beta-galactosyltransferase 1-like. The transcript is spliced from 3 exons. Gene Ontology annotation, cellular component: membrane. Gene Ontology annotation, molecular function: N-acetylgalactosaminide beta-1,3-galactosyltransferase activity. Bases 26 to 1027 code for a protein of 333 amino acids. The record is from RefSeq and is a predicted model, not a curated record. NCBI's taxonomy places the organism in Eukaryota, Metazoa, Mollusca, Bivalvia, Pectinida, Pectinidae.
ACGUACCCUGGUGAUUCGGAGACCAAUGACCCGUGACGGUUUGAGAAUCGGAAUGUGUACUGCACGUGCGCUACAUGGUAAAUAUAUAUCAGAUAUGACACGAGUGAGGAUAUUGGUGUUAUCACUGCCAUUUUUUGUCCUUUGUUUCGUGUACGUACCACUCAUGAAUACUACUGUACGUAACAACAUCAUGCACGUGAUUAAGGCACGUGGAUACGUCUCGCCGAAUAUUGCCACAUUGAAGGUCUCAUCAACUGAUACGUCAGGUGUUCGUCUACUGUGCUGGAUAAUGACGUCACCACAAACUGUUGUUUCCAAGGCUACGCAUGUUCAAAACACGUGGGGUAAACGAUGUGACAAACUCUUAUUCAUGAGUUCCAACGGAACGAAAGAACAGGCGAAGCAUCUCCCUGUAGUCGAACUUCCAGUUAAAGAAGGCCGAGAACAGUUAUGGCAGAAAACGAAAGAAGCAUUUUUACAUAUAUACUCUUUAUAUUUACAUGAUUAUGAUUGGUUCCUGAAAGCAGAUGACGACACUUACGUCAUUGUGGAAAAUUUACGUCAUUUCCUCAGCAAUAAAAACCAGAAAGAAGCUAUCUAUUAUGGACGAAGGUUUAAACCUUACGUAAAACAGGGUUUCAUGAGUGGUGGGGCAGGCUAUGUUCUCAGUCGUCAGGCCAUUCGAUCUCUCAUAUUAACCGGAAAUUCUACAACAACCUAUUUGAAAUCUAAAUGUGCCGAGUUUUUUAUUGGUGAGGAUGUUCAACUAGGCCGAUGUCUUGAGUUGGUAGGGGUAAAAGCUGGAGACACCAGGGAUUCGGAAGGAAAGGAGCGGUUUUUCCCUUUGAAUCCGGAAAAUCAUAUUGUUCCAGGCAGCAUUCCACGGAAUAGCUGGUAUUGGAGUCAUCUCUACUAUCCACAUAUACAGGGUUGCAGUCGUUCUGUGAUUUCCUUUCAUUACAUAAAGCCUAAAAUGAUGUACGCCUUGGACUAUUUUGUGUACAACAUGACGCUCCCUACUAAAUGACAUCACAAUUAUGAACCUGUAAAUACCUUCCUGUCUGAGGAUUAGCUAUGCCAAGUUGGAAACCAAUCGGAAAUGAAAUGUAACAGAGCAUUCUCGGCAUGAUCUGCUGUCAAGGGAAGUAACUCUGCUAAAAUUAUCAGAAUGAACAAUAAAUCAAUGGCCAAUUCAAAUAAGCUAAUUUUUUUUUCAUUUUUGCAGAAUCAGCAAUUUAAAAUACGUUGUAGUAAGCUAAAACGGAUGGAGGAGGGGGUUGAGAAUAAAUAUUGUUUGGUACCAAAGG